Molecule: messenger RNA, 562 nt
Organism: Rhizophagus irregularis DAOM 181602=DAOM 197198
Lineage: Eukaryota; Fungi; Glomeromycota; Glomeromycetes; Glomerales; Glomeraceae
Source: RefSeq, a predicted model, not a curated record
CAACAAAUUAAAUAUUUUGAAUAUCAAUCAUGCAAUUUAAAUAUUUGUUAUUGAUUUUUGUCUUUACUAUUGUUUCAGCGGCUUUGGGAGCGGAAGCGUGCAUUGAUUUCAAACGUGACGCAGACGCAGAAGAACGCAACGCAGAUUCGGAAGCGUGGCGGAGUAUAAUUGAAGACAUUUCUAAGGCGGUGACCAUUAAUUAUGGAAAAGGAAUAUACAGCAUAACAAGCAAUAAUUGUGAGCAUCGUUCUGGACAAUUUGAUGGAAAAUUUUGGAAACCCUCUUUUUGGUUAUAUAAAGAACUUAAAAGUGAAGCUGAUGAAUUUAAUUAUCAAAAUUCAUUUUAUAAGGGUUAUAAGAGUCAUAUAGGAAAUUGUAUUAGACGAGCUGGAGAAGUCGUAAUUACACUCGUACUAAGCAUCAGAUUGAACAAGAGAAAUUUGACGGAAGAAUAGUAUUACAUAAUGUCUCAUGUUAAUUUGGUCAAAAGUUGAUUUAAAUACACAAAUUUUCUAUUAUUAUUAUUAUUGUAUAUAUGAUGCGUACAUUUCCUUUUUGUAUU